ACUUUCGCCGGUGAAGAAAAGUGCGACAUCACUCUAAACAAUCAACAUGUCUUUAGUUAGAAUGAUAGGAGAAGACUCGCAGUUUAAUGCGGAGCUGACAAACGCUGGUUCUAAGCUCACUGUCGUCUAUUUCUUUGCAUCAUGGUGUGAGCCAUGCAGAAUGGUGACACCCGAGUAUAAACAAAUCAGUAACAAAUACCCCAACGUGGUUUUUCUGAAAAUUGAUGUGGAUCAGUGUAGGGAAACUGCACAAAGCCAGCAGGUCACUGCCAUGCCAACAUUCAUCCUUUACAAAAACAAAGAAGUAGUGGAUAGUCUAAAAGGGACAGAUCUUAAUCAGCUUGAGGAGAAAAUAAAACAACAUGGGGGAAACGCUCAGGAAGGGGAAGACGACACAGCCAUUAAGGGUCAUAUUGAUCUAGCAUCCGUUAUCAACAAGUCUGGCUGUGAAUGUCUAAAUGAGGCAGACGACCACCCACUAGAACAUGCGUUCACGACAAAGGGAGGCUACUUAGAAUCGGACUGUGAUGAACAGUUGAUAAUAAGUGUUGAAUUCAACCAAAGUGUGAAAUUACAUUCCCUGAAAAUAUAUGGACCUGCAGAAAAUGGACCCAAAACGGUGAAAGUUUUCCAGAAUCUUCCCAAUUCCCUGGACUUUGAUAAAGCUGAACACAUGGAACCCACACAGACUUUAGAACUCACUCCAGAUGAUGUGAAAGAAGGCACCUUGAUAAAUCUGCGAUAUGUUAAAUAUCAGAAUGUUACAAGCAUUACAUUAUUUGUAAAAGACAAUUUGGAUGAUUCUGAAACAACCAGGAUAGAUUACCUGGGAUUUGUAGGCAGUACAGGUGCUUCCACAAAUAUGGCCGACUUCAAACGGGUUGCAGGAAAGAAAGGAGAGAGUCACUAACAGCAGGAUAUCUCUGACAGAAAAAUUGAAAACUUUAUGACAAUUUCCCAAAAUCUACCAGUGUAGUGAUAUGUUAAAUUGAAGUUUUUUCAGUAUGAUAUGGAACUGUCUAUAUUCAGCGGUUUUCAGACGAUGUGAAUAAGUUCUUGUGGGUUGGAAUAUCAACUGCUACAAUGAAGUCCUUGAUAAAAAACCCUGUAAAAUCUUCUGCUUUUGUGGCAGGGUUACUUCCCUUGAAUUUGUUCACAAAAUGAUAAACAGAUGACAUUAAACAUGGGUUAUUCUACUUGUGGAUUUUGAUAGCAAGAUUUAACCAUAAAAUCAAGUUCCAACUAAUAUUUUUUUAACCAUGAGAUUGAAGACCCCACAAAAAUAUGUUAUUUUACAGUAAAUGAAUCUUUUAAAAGUUAUACAGAUAUUACACUAUUUAUCAUGGAGGUUAUUUUUGAUAAAAAUUGGCAACAAAUAUGAGGAAUGCAGAGUGGAAACUAUGUAAAAGUCUGGAGGAACUGAUUUAUGUAAUACAUGUACCAAGCAAUUGUAUUGUUGGGGCAGUAUCAUGGGUUACAAGAUAUUAAACGUAGAUUUUUGUCAGAUA
Molecule: messenger RNA, 1508 nt
Organism: Ylistrum balloti
Lineage: Eukaryota; Metazoa; Mollusca; Bivalvia; Pectinida; Pectinidae
Product: thioredoxin-like protein 1
Exons: 9
Coding region: 47-910 (287 amino acids)
Source: RefSeq, a predicted model, not a curated record